Messenger RNA from Hippopotamus amphibius kiboko, 4209 nucleotides. RefSeq names its product chromosome 7 C2orf68 homolog (gene C7H2orf68). The transcript has 4 exons. Bases 122 to 622 code for a protein of 166 amino acids. The record is from RefSeq and is a predicted model, not a curated record. Lineage: Eukaryota; Metazoa; Chordata; Mammalia; Artiodactyla; Hippopotamidae.
ACGUCAGGGCGCGGGGCCGGAAGUCGAGCAAGGGGCGGCAAGGAGUUCUAGGGGCGGGAGGGAGGCCGUUGGGGUCGUUGAGGCGGCGGCGGUGGGGCGGAUCCGCGCAUAGGGGCUCCAGAUGGAAGCGGCGCGGGGUCCCGGGCCGAGGCUCUACUGCAAGCCUGGCGGGCGGCUGGACAUGAGCCACGGCUUCGUGCACCACAUCCGACGGAACCAGCUCGCCCGGGACGACUAUGACAAGAAGGUGAAGCAGGCGGCCAAGGAGAAGGCGAGGAGGCGUCACACGCCCGCGCCCACUCGGCCCCGAAAGCCCGACUUGCAGGUGUACCUGCCGCGACACCGAGAUGGCUCUACCCACCCAAGCAACGCAGACUGUGAGGAGUCCGGUGAAAGCAGCAGUAGUGGUGGCUCUGAGCCAGAGCCCCCUGGCCAUCAGCUCUUCUGCUUAGAAUAUGAGGCGGACAGCGGAGACAUCACCUCAGUUAUCGUGUAUCAGGAUGAUGAUCCAGGAAGGGUGAGCGAGGAGGUGUCGGCACACACGCCUCUGGAACCGCCCAUGCGCGAGGCCCUCAAGCUGCGCAUCCAGGAGGAGAUUGCAAAGCGCCAGAGCCGACACUGACAUCGCUGUGCAGGGAGCUGCCCCUAGUUUGGGGGUGCCAGGACCAGUCUGAGCUGAUCUCGAGACCCCCCCCACGCCCCAGCACUGCCACAUCCACAGGAAAAGGGUGUCAUAGGGACUGUGCCUGGCCACCUUCCUUGUAGCCAUUCUUUCUUGUACAUUGGCCCAUUUGACCAGCCUCAUAUUCUGGGAUUUUUUGAGAAUUUUGUUUGGUUAGCUUGGUGUUCUGGAAGCAAAGACUCCAGGGAGAGCUGAGGUUUAUGAAACCUUGUGCCAACGUGCCGCUUUCUCACCAGGUGCUUCUGCUCACUUCCAUCCAUGUUUUCCUAGAUCACCUUUUCAGGUCUGUUUCUUUGUUCUUUUUUUUGUUCAUCUUUCUGUCUCCCAGUCCAUCAGUUCUACCCCACCCCCAACCUCCCAGUGUGACUGCGCACCUACAGCUGCUCAGAACUUUGGAGGUGGGGUUUCUGGGGUCUGCCUUUCUGACAUGCUCUCCCAGUAAUUCUGGUACCAGACAAGGGAGAUCUUCUUCUUUGACACCUACUUGCAGGCAUGUCUCCCUCCCCUUCCAUGGCUUUUGCAGGUUUCUCCCAUGCUCCACCACUUCACACGGUCUAGAUAAGGAGACCUAGAAAGAUGAUGCUGGAACUAAACUGCAAGGAUUUCUCACAGCAAAACCUGCCUGGGUUAGGACUAGAGAAUUCCAGCUUCCAACCUCAUUCCUAGCUGUGAACAGACCAUCCUCUGCUCAGGCUAAAGGGGAAUUAUUGAAACAAGCCUGAAACUGUGUUUUCAAAUGUGAUUUAACAGUCUUGAAUGUACAUACCAAGGGAAAUUCAACAUUAGCAAUAAUUACCUGUUUGGAGCCCUAGUUGGGAGAAAGGGGGGAAAAAGGCCUGAAAAGUGCCCUAGAGGGAACAAACCGAGCCUCUUUCAUCUGCCCUUCCUCUGCUCUGUGCUUUCUCCUUUCCUACCUCCCAAGAGUAUAUAAAACUCCCAAGAGAUCCUGAGAAUAAAGAUCCCAGGAAUAUCACUGCUUUCACCUAAGUGAACAUUUUUCGUAACGCAGGGUUGGGCUCCGGUCUGAGAAAUCCACAAGCGAUCCCAUGCACUGCAGUUCCAAGCCACCUCAGUGUCCGGCAAAUGGGCCUAACCUCAGUGACUUGAAGUAUGGGCUUUAAGUGAGCCUGUGAGCACUGAGACUUCUUCAAACAGAAUCCCCCCUGCCCCAGAGGUUUCUCAUCAGGGUCUCAAGAUCAGUCUGGCUGGUCCCUCUCAGCAGCUUUUCUCUUAAAGGACACCCAAGGGCACUUUUGGUCCAUGCCCUACACCCCUGAAAAUCCACCAGCUCUGAAAUGGGGCAAGGCAGCUACUUCAACUACAUUAAAAUCCAGCAAGUCGCAGCUCGCUGGGAAGGUGAGUGAAGUGGAUACAUUAGAAGGGCCUGGUUGUGAAGGCAGCCAGGGACCAGCAUGCUCCUGGCCCCCAGAGCUGGCCCAAGGUUAAAUGCCUUAAACUUGCCAGUCCUGGGCUCAGUUCUGCUUUCAAAAGAGAAAGUCUGUCCUCAUUCAGCCAGGCUGGAAGUGCCUUUUGACUUUUAAGAUAACCUACCCUCCAGAGCCUCCUGGGCCAAGGAGACUACGCCAUACUCUAUCCCCAGUCUUCCUGCAGCUCAAAGCACCAGUCAUUUUAGUCUUCCAGGUCUUCAGCCGAUCUUCUGACUUGGAUGUAGAAAUUCACUGGAACUCUUAGGCUUCCUGGGAAUACUUUUGAGGUUCAUCUUCUCACAGCUGGACAGCCCGUCUCCUGGAUCUAUAAUAGAAUUUAGAAACAAGUCCAGAAGAGGAGGUUGGGGCAUGGCACCUGAAAUUGUAGCCUGCAUUCCUGUUUUGUGAGAGUUGUGUACCUGUUCUGUCCUGUUGUGUGUUUAUUGUGUAAUCCUCACUCUCAGGUAAGAGACUGAUGGGAACAUCUUGCUUGUAAACUCUUCCUUGAGGCACUUUGCUUUUAUCAAGUGCAUAUAAAAUAUUUUCCACUGAAGAAAACAUUCUAAUUCUUAGCUGAUUUAUGCCGCACGACUAUAUAAAGCACUAAGCCUGGUACUUAAAUGAGGCAUGGUCCUUCAGAGCAGGCCUAUCGGUGGCAGCGGUGCCAUCCUCCAGGCAUGCCUGAAGUGCUUCUCUGGUGAUGGUCCUCAGCCAAGUGACCGCCUUACAGCUCUGCUCCUGCUUCUGCCACACCUCACCCCAUCCAAGAUAGUCCUAGCCAGUGCAUUUACCGGACUUGCCGCUUCGAUGGUUUUCAGCUGUUUUCAAAUACCGGUGCUUCGCCAUCAGGGAGCAUGUCGCAGAGCAUUUCCCAGAGGCACUAGCGAUGUCCCAGAGAGGACUGGCUGGCGCUGCUUGGUGCAGUGGCAGCAGCAUUAGCCCAGCUGGGGCGCUUGGGCAGACUGCCUCAGAAUCAACACGCGUUUGACUAGUUAACGUUCUCGGCCGCCUAGAAAAAAGGUCUGGUAAACUCAUAGGCGUAGCUAAUGUUCAUCCAAAAUGAAGUGUUCUUCACUUGCUGAGGCUAAGCCUUGGAUUUUAAGGCUUUGUGUUUCCUGGGCCACAGUGGGUGAUUACUAACAGAAGGAAGCUGGGGUUUGCAGGGCUUUGGGGCUGUGGGAGAGUUAACACUAAAGCUUGAGUUAGAGCCAGUUGGCAAGUAUGGAAGUCUUUGAAGAAUGUAAUGCAAGAAGGGAAAAGGCGAAUGUAAAGCUUUUUGUACUGAGUGAGCGUGGGAGCCCAGCCAGCCAGUAGGACCAACGUGGGCAACACAAAUGCUUCUCCCUGGGACUUCCCUGCUGGUCCAGUGGUUAAGGCUGCGCGCUUCCACUGCAGGGGGUGUGGGUUCCAUCCCUGGUUGGGGAACUAAGAUCCCACGUGCCACAGCCAAAAAAAAAAAAGCUUCUCCCUGUGGACGAGCCUCUGAAAGGGAUAUCCCAUCUCCAUUGUUCCACUGCGAGGGGCGCUGCCAUCUAGAGAUCAGCCCUCGAAACUGGAAGAAACUCUUUGGGGUGGUGGGUAUCCAGUUUGCUGUGCAUCUGGCAGGAUCUGUGGAUGGUAAAGUAGAGAUCCCCAGCCAGUUCACAAAUGUACAUGAAGCAUUUGCAAAUAGAAGGAAAAAUGAUAGAUUACUUUCCUACCUCUGAGCCAUCUUUGUGGGGAGAAGCACCAUGGAAUGUUGACAAUUAUCUGAACCAUUUUAAGCUCCCUCCUUGAAUUCCUGUCCUGUCCCUGAGGAGUCAAAUGACCAAGAAGCCACAGGCACCCACCCCAGAUUUCCCCAGGAGGUGGAGUGAUGCCAGAAGGGAAAAGUGAAAGGCUCCUCUGCCUUCUCAGAGCCAUCAGAAUGAGACUGGUUGGACUGGUUGUGUCAUGUUAAAUGUCUAAAAAGCCAUACAUUCUUGUGUUUUUUCAUUUCCAAUGUUUCUGCUGUGUGGAUGAAUAAAGUGACGUGUGCAAAUUAUUUGAAAGUCCUGGAAGGAAGGUACUUUUUAAAUACAGUAUUCUUUUUAACCAAUAAACUUAUAUUUUUAUAGCACU